This is a messenger RNA of Rotaria sp. Silwood1, 264 nucleotides long. The record is from the annotation of a GenBank genome assembly. Lineage: Eukaryota; Metazoa; Rotifera; Eurotatoria; Philodinida; Philodinidae.
AUGACACAAAUUAGAAAUAAUCCUGUUGUUUUAAUGAUAACGUCAUCAAGAGUACGUUUAAGUGAAGUAAAAAUGCAAAUAAAAACAACAAAGAUUCAAGAUAUUGUUGCAUUAAGACAUGAUCAACGAACAACAUUUAUUUUAUUAGCUGACGAUGGAAGUUUAAACUUUUUCUUAGCUGACUUAGAUAAAAAAAAAUUAUUGAUUAUCACUUCAGUAGUUGGUAUACCAGCAUCAAAUGCUUCAACAUUAUUAAUAUCUUGA